AUUUAAGUAACCCUUAUUAGAACAUAUUUUCUUGAACUGACUUAUUUGAACUUUUUACACCUGAACUAAGUGAAAAUAAGGUAAACAAAACAGGCCCUAAUAGAGUGUAAGUUAAAUAUUUAUAGAAAAAUAGAGUGGUGGAGAGAGUGUGAGGGUCAAUGAUCAAGAAAGGAAUAAAGGAAUGAUAUUUAACAGUUAAAAAGUCCUUAACAUGGCUUUAAACAGAAAAUAUAUAUUAUAGAGCAGAGGUAGUACUCAUAGUAGCAUGUGCUUACUUUUUUGUUGAUUUGUUCAUUUUCUAGGAAGUCAUGUGUUCAAGUCAUAAAAAUUCUUUUACUAUAACAAUGUGAUGAUCAGACCAAGUGUUAUGUGUUUCUUUUACGUCUUUUGCUUAAAUAUAAUUCUUUUAUUAAACUGGUCAGACUGCUCAUAUGAUUCUUGCUUAGCUAAAAAUCUAAUUACAAUCUUACAAAUUACAAAUAGUAUAUACUCUAUAGAGUCCGUACUAUAUCAGGUUCCUGCAGUCCUGUUGCACAACUGUUUCCAUAAAAUAUCAGACCCAGCCCUGCCUUAAUAAGAGUAGAUUAAAUUAUUGAAUUAAAAAUUGUUCUAUAAAUCUAGGCAUCAAUUUGCUACACUUUUUUGCAAUUCUAACGUUGGAAUUAUGGCAGCUGGCAUUCUAAUCAUAAACAAUACAAAGUAAUAGAUAAUGAAAUAUAUGCUCUAGAAGUUCCAUGCAGGAUUCCAUCUUAGUAUAUAUAUGCUCUCAACCCUUUAAUAUUAAAGAACUCUCUUAUGAAUGAGAGACAAAAAAUCACAUCAUCAUCAAAAAAGGGGGAAACUACUCCCACUAAAAAGCCAAGGGUCCUUAUUGGCAACUUUGAAUCUAGAGGAUUUUUAAGGAUUGGGGAAUAAUUUUCAUUUUAUGCCUGGACCUCAAUUCAUUCAUGUUACCAAAGUCUUUUAGUCAAAUCAAGUCAAAUAUCUUUGCUAAUAAAGACGUUUUAACUGCUUAAUUUGUUUGGAACUUUCUUACAUCCUAAAGCCAUCCUGGCCUUUGUUUUAUGUUAAUUUUCACGCUGACAUUCACAAAGAGAUACAUGAAACACAAAAGCAUUUUGAACACCAUCAGAAUGAUGAUCUUUAGUUUCUUUGUUAGCAUCCACUUUCCUUUCAUAACCUUCAUUAUUUUCCUAGCUUUCUCCUUGUCAAAUGGUGAGGAUGCAAAGUAUACAGCUUGCUCUAAUCUAUACUCGUGCGGACAGAUCCAAAACAUUGGGUAUCCUUUUUGGGGAGGGGGUAGCAGGCCUGGAUUCUGUGGCAUCCCAGACUUUAAGCUUAAUUGUCUUGCUGGUACAGAGUUCCCUACUAUGAAUAUAUAUAAUAAUGGAUACUUGGGAUUAAAUGUGCUUGGCAUCAAUACAUCUUCGCAUACCAUGUCUAUUUCCCGACUUAAGCUGUUGGAAACCUGUUAUUUGCAAGAUACAAGUAAAAUAACCAUGAUUUCCACAUUGAAGCCAGAUAGCAGUUAUAGCUACAUAAGCUUAUUUUAUGGUUGCUCUGAUUGUGUCUCUGGAUUUCACUCAAAAUCUUUUACUUGCACCAACUCUAAUAAUCAUACUAAUGAUUUGGCUUAUUACUUCGAAGACCCAUCAGAGAUCAGCAGAAUAGGAAAGUUGUGUUCGUGCAAGAACAAUGUUACUGUUCCGGUGGACAAGAGUCGGUUAGAUGAACUUAGAAGCGCAAACGCUUCUCUUUGGAGUAUCCUAACAGAGUGGCCAGUUGAAAUGGAGUACAUGGUGAACUUCACAGCCUGUUCCAAGUGUGAGGAGUCUGGCGGAAGAUGUGGAUCAUCAGUUGAUGUCCCAUCUUUGGAUCAGUUCGUGUGUUAUUGCCAGGAUGGACCUCAUCCAUUUGUGUGCUCUCAAUCAGGUGAACAAAGAAAGUUAACAAUCCUUGGAUCAGGUGUGGCUGCUGUAGUAUUAGGGACAGUGAUGCUGAGUGCUCUGUUCAUACUUGCAUAUAAAAGACGAGGAACCUAUAAAUUUCCAUUUCAAUGGAGUAGAAUAACAGGGGAUCAAAAUGUGGCAGCCUUUCUGAAAAGUUAUGGAUCCCUUGCCCCAAAAAGAUACACUUUUGCCGAUAUAAAGAAAAUGACCAACUCUUUCAAAGAUAAACUUGGUGAAGGAGGUUAUGGCAUUGUUUACAAAGGCAGGCUACAUGAUGGUCGUUUUGUGGCAGUGAAGAAGUUGAAGAUUUUAGAGGGUGAUGGAAAAGAAUUCAUCAGUGAGGUAUUAAGCAUCAGCAGAACUAACCACGUCAACAUUGUCACUCUUUUAGGCUUUUGUAUUGAACGAUACAAACGAGCUCUUGUAUUUGAGUUUUUGCCUAAUGGAUCUCUUGACAAGUUUAUAUAUGGUAAAGAGAUUGAGAAAUCAUUGCAGCUGGAAACUAUGUUCAACAUUGCAGUUGGAAUUGCUAGGGGACUUGAUUACCUACACAGAGGCUGUAAUAUACAGAUUUUGCACUUUGACAUUAAGCCCCAUAAUAUUCUUCUUGAUGAAGAAUUUCGCCCGAAGAUAUCUGACUUUGGCCUUGCUAGAUUGUGUCCACCAAUGAAUAGUAUGAUAACAAUGUCAGAAGCAAGAGGGACAAUUGGGUACAUUGCUCCAGAAGUUUUUUGUAGAUAUUACGGCAGCAUUUCCCAUAAAUCAGAUGUUUAUAGCUAUGGGAUGAUGCUCUUAGACCUAGUUUGUGGUAGAAAUACCAAAGCACAUGACACUAGUGCAAUGUGUUUUCCUGAAUGGAUAUACAAUCGACUUGAGUCCAUGGAGGAAGUUGCAGUUAAUCAGAUGUUGAAUGACGAUAAAAAGGAGAUAGAGAAAAAGAUGAUUUUAGUGAGCUUAUGGUGCAUACAAACAUAUCCGGCAAACCGACCUCCUAUGAACAGAGUUGUAGAAAUGUUAGAAGGGUCAUCAGAGUCGUUACAAUUGCCCCCCAAACCAAAUCUAUCUUCUCCUACAGAAUCCAUGAUGGAUUCCUUGUCUAUAAUCACCACGUGAGGUCAGGUAUGUCCAUGCUUUAAUACAAUGAGAGAUAUGUCAAAUGUAUUUAUAUGGCAAUGGGAUUUGAUUUUUGAACUUUCAGUUAUUGAAGUUAUUGUUGUAGGAGAUAUCAAAAUGAUAUAUGUUAUCAUGUGGAUUUAAAUAUCAAUAAUAAUGAUUUCCAUUUUCA
Molecule: messenger RNA, 3234 nt
Organism: Chenopodium quinoa (quinoa)
Lineage: Eukaryota; Viridiplantae; Streptophyta; Magnoliopsida; Caryophyllales; Amaranthaceae
Product: LEAF RUST 10 DISEASE-RESISTANCE LOCUS RECEPTOR-LIKE PROTEIN KINASE-like 2.1
Exons: 3
Coding region: 1065-3062 (665 amino acids)
Biological process (GO): protein phosphorylation
Molecular function (GO): ATP binding; polysaccharide binding; protein kinase activity
Source: RefSeq, a predicted model, not a curated record